This is a messenger RNA of Aethina tumida (small hive beetle), 712 nucleotides long. RefSeq names its product inosine triphosphate pyrophosphatase. The transcript has a single exon. Gene Ontology annotation, cellular component: cytoplasm. The record is from RefSeq and is a predicted model, not a curated record. Gene Ontology annotation, biological process: nucleoside triphosphate catabolic process. Bases 98 to 655 code for a protein of 185 amino acids. Lineage: Eukaryota; Metazoa; Arthropoda; Insecta; Coleoptera; Nitidulidae. Gene Ontology annotation, molecular function: nucleoside triphosphate diphosphatase activity.
ACAUUUAUCAGGGAUACAAACCGGCAUUUAAACAAGAUCAACUUAACUCAACCUAACCUAAUUUUUAUAAUUAUACGUAAAUAAGACGAAACCGAAAAUGUCCAAGCCUAUAACAUUUGUGACGGGAAACGCGAAAAAAUUAGAAGAAUUGAUCGCUAUUUUGGGCACUACUUUCCCCCGCCAAAUAACUAGUAAGAAAAUAGAUCUUCCCGAACUUCAAGGGGAAUUAAAUGAUAUUUGCGUUAAAAAGGCGACUGAAGCUUAUCGAAUAGUGCAAGGACCGGUUAUUGUAGAAGACACUUGUUUGUGUUUCAACGCACUCAAAGGAUUACCAGGUCCGUACAUCAAAUGGUUUUUGGAUAGGUUGGGUCCAGAGGGAUUGUACAAAUUGUUGGCUGGAUUCGAAGAUAAAUCAGCACAAGCUGUUUGUACUAUUGCUUAUCAUCCAGGCGGUGAAGAAGACAAAAUAAUCUUGUUUCAAGGCAAGACUGAUGGAAAAAUUGUGGAACCUCGAGGCUCCAGAGAUUUUGGUUGGGACCCGUGUUUUUUACCAGAUGGCUAUGACCAAACCUAUGCGGAAAUGCCGAAAAGUGAAAAAAAUAAAAUUUCUCAUAGGUAUAGAGCUCUAGAUCUGUUUAGGAAACAUUUUGUGUAAUUGGUUUAGAACAAAUUAUAGGGUUAUAAAUUUUGUAAAUAAACAGUUUAUGGAUGA